AUGGGCUGGCCGGAUGAGCCGUCGUACCAUCCCCUCCGGAGCGCCGGCGUCUUUGGCUUCCUUGGCCGGGUAGGCGAUUCCUUUUUGGCUGGUUUGACGGCCGGAUCAGCCUACUACUUCUUCACGGGCUUCCGCAACUCGCCCAACGGUCGCCUCGCCGGCGGCGCCCGGGCUGUCCGCGCGUACGCGCCCCGCCUCGCCGGCUCGUUCGCAGCCCUCUGGGCUGUCUGGGGCCUCGUCGACACCGCGAUCCUCCUCGCGCGCCGGAACGAGGAGGAUAUCUGGAACACCAUAGCCACCACCGCCGCCACACGGGGCUUCACCCACGCACGCCGGGGCGUCCGGUCAGCCGCCCGGGCCGCGCUCGUCGGCGGCGCCUUUGCCGCGUUCGACGAGGGCGUCUUUAUCGUGAUCGAUGACUCGGUCUUGGUGUCGCCGGCCCCGAAGGUGAAACGUCCACACGUCCGUACUGGGAUCCCGCCGCGCAAGCCGGUUGGGGAGGUUCCUCCUGCUGAGAUCAGACAGGAUUGGCGGUGGCGGCGGCGGCGGCCGUAA
Setaria italica (foxtail millet) is the source of this 555-nucleotide messenger RNA. RefSeq names its product mitochondrial import inner membrane translocase subunit TIM17-1. Bases 1 to 555 code for a protein of 184 amino acids. Gene Ontology annotation, molecular function: transmembrane protein transporter activity. Gene Ontology annotation, cellular component: TIM23 mitochondrial import inner membrane translocase complex; mitochondrial inner membrane. The record is from RefSeq and is a predicted model, not a curated record. The transcript has a single exon. NCBI's taxonomy places the organism in Eukaryota, Viridiplantae, Streptophyta, Magnoliopsida, Poales, Poaceae. Gene Ontology annotation, biological process: protein import into mitochondrial matrix.